Danaus chrysippus (African queen) is the source of this 648-nucleotide messenger RNA. The record is from the annotation of a GenBank genome assembly. Lineage: Eukaryota; Metazoa; Arthropoda; Insecta; Lepidoptera; Nymphalidae.
AUGGGAGGGGCACAAUGGGGUAAUACCCUGAAGAACCCUGCUGAGAAAACUGCACAGGAAGCGCCAACUGCACCAGGCGGCGAUCUUGGAUUCACUGAAAUACCUAAAGAUCUGCCAUCUACCAAAACACCUCAAUUUCACCCGAUACCUAUUAAUAAUAAUUUUUCUGUCCAAGAUAAUGAUUUGAUGUCUACGAAUGACGACAAUCUUCCACCACCAGAGAGCGUUUAUCUAAAUCCUAAACCCGAAUGUUCAUGGAUGCCCGAUUAUCCUCCUCGUACCAUUAGCAACACAAAUUUUUCAAUUACGUCACUAAAAGAUCUGAUUCCUGUGCGCGUGUCGCCAGCGUGGGGCGUGGUGUGCGGGCCGCAGUUCUUCGAGGACCCGACCAAGUUCUUCAAGCCGUUCCAACUGGACCAGGUGCACCGCGGCAGCUACAACAUCACGCCGUGCAUCAAGGAGCUCCUCAACUGCUGGGAGUACAUCAGGGUGGACUACAUGUGUUCCAACCGGUUCAUCCUGGAGUCUCUGUGCGGCGUCAUGUUCAUCGAGUGUGACGAGUUCAAGGGCUGGAACGAGAGUGAGGACCUCUACGUGUGGAGCGAGGCUCUGUCUCCUGACGCGGCCCUGCUCAUACUCAACCUCUGA